Messenger RNA from Patiria miniata (bat star), 586 nucleotides. Its product is annotated as cofilin-like. Gene Ontology annotation, molecular function: actin filament binding. Bases 167 to 586 code for a protein of 139 amino acids. The record is from RefSeq and is a predicted model, not a curated record. Gene Ontology annotation, biological process: actin filament severing; cell motility; actin filament depolymerization. NCBI's taxonomy places the organism in Eukaryota, Metazoa, Echinodermata, Asteroidea, Valvatida, Asterinidae. Gene Ontology annotation, cellular component: actin cortical patch; cytoplasm; actin cytoskeleton. The transcript is spliced from 4 exons.
GCUUCCUAGUUGGCUGGCAGAAACUUCCAACUAAGAGACCCAGAAACCUUCAUUUGCUCGUGACCCAGGGGGAUUUCCUGAAUCAUUCUACAGAGAAGACCUUCCGUAAUAAUCACAGACUGACUACUGAAGUUGACUGAACUGACCCCUCUUGAAGUGUGACAUCAUGGCAAUGUCAGGGAUUACAGUUGACGACGAAGUUGGUACCGUCUUCCAGGAAAUGAAGUUACGUCGCGAAUUCAGAUGGGCCAUCUUCAAGAUCAAAGAUAAUAAGUCUGUGGUUUUGGACACCAAGGCCACGGGGGAUCAAGGCUUCACCGAGUUGUACGCCAGCCUGAAGGAAUCGGGUGAACCGCGCUACGCCCUCUACGAUGUUCCGCAGGAAUUGGGCGUACGUUCAGACAAGUUGGUCUUCCUCUUCUGGUGCCUUGACAGUUUCAGUGCACCCCAAAAAAUGAUUUACGCAUCAACCAAGGAUACUGUCAAACAAGUUUUCACUGGCUUAGGAAGUGAAAUUCUAAUAAGCGAGGACGACGCUGGAUACGUCCAGAAUGAACUAAUCAGAGAAGCGAAAAAAGCUGAGUAG